Messenger RNA from Micromonas pusilla CCMP1545, 600 nucleotides. RefSeq lists its product as uncharacterized. The coding region runs from base 1 to 600 and encodes 199 amino acids. The record is from RefSeq and is a predicted model, not a curated record. Lineage: Eukaryota; Viridiplantae; Chlorophyta; Mamiellophyceae; Mamiellales; Mamiellaceae. The transcript has 2 exons.
AUGACGGCGUCGACUUCCCCCCCCGCGUCGCCCCCACCCGCGGGCGACGACGAGGCGUACGCCGCGAUGCGAGCCCAGGUCGAGGCCGCCACGGACGCGCUCCGCGAGGAUCUUCUCGCGACGGCCGCGGAGAUGAAAUCUUUCACCGACCUCGCCGGAGGCGAGGACGUUCGCGAGCUCCUCGCGAUGCGCUUCGGGAUCGAGGAAGAGAUGGCGUCCCUGCGGAGAGAGACGCGACGGCUGGAAGCGAUCGCGGAGCUCGGGAGUAUGGAGGCCGCGGAGACGGACGGCGGCGACGACGAGGACGUCGAGACGCGACGCGCGGCGUCGAGAGCGCGGCUCGCGGCGAUGGAAGCGACCGCGGACGAGGACGCGGCCGCCGCGCGCGCGGCGUUCGUCGCCGCGAGAGACGAGAACGGCGGGUCCGACCCCGCGUCGACGUCGUUCGACGCGUUCGACGGCGACGACGAGGAGGCGUUGGACCGCGCGAUCGCGGAGAUGGACGAGAGGCUCGACGCCGCGCGCGCGUCGAGGAACGAGAUGGUCACGAGAAGGAGAGAGCUCGAGGCUGAGCUCGACGCAUCGCGCGGGCGUUUCUGA